Molecule: messenger RNA, 3048 nt
Organism: Sclerotinia sclerotiorum 1980 UF-70
Lineage: Eukaryota; Fungi; Ascomycota; Leotiomycetes; Helotiales; Sclerotiniaceae
Exons: 2
Coding region: 1-3048 (1015 amino acids)
Biological process (GO): chromatin remodeling
Cellular component (GO): cytoplasm
Source: RefSeq, a predicted model, not a curated record
AUGGCCCUUCUCGUCGCAGUGUUGACCGUAGAACAGCUCAAACCAUACUGCGUUAGCCUCAGCCAAUUGGCAUUGAGGGACGCUGGUGACAGCAAGUCUCUAAUACCAUCGAUAGAAAAUCUCCUUGGCGCAUUGGAGAAAGCAUGUGAGAAUGAAGCUUUCGAUGAGAAACUGGCAGAUUACGUUUUCUUCCCAAUAUCUCAAAUCCUACGUUCAAAACGAAAAUACACAGACAAAUUGUCGGAGCUCACAGUGAAAUGUCUUAGGCUGCUAUUGGAGCAGGGAUGGCGGAACUACAUCGCAAUAGAUCUUGCCAAACAACUUUUGAUCCUUUUGACGUUGAUAAUUGGAGGAGUGCCAGGGCAAGAUCCAGUACAAGCCCCAGAGGAACUUGUUGUGGAAGCGCUGGCUGCCGUUGCAGCUUUAUUUACUGACUUGGCCCGCACCCCUGAGGCUACUGUUACAAUCACAGAUGAAAGUACCAUGCCGGCUCUUGGUCACUGCAUUACAUCGAUACUUGAUGCAAUUACCGAAGGACCUUCGGCAGAGAUACAGAUAGAAGGUUUGAAUGCUUUGAGAGCUGCAUGGACUUGUAUCAAAGAUGUACAAGCUCAUGCCAAUUUCCUCCCAGGGACGGUUUCGGCACUUACAAAAUGCCUCGUACCUACCACAACAUCUCGAAGGUCACAGAAAACCAUUGUAAUGGCACUGAAAAGUCUGCAACUAGUUUUAACCACGGUAUUGAGCGAUUUCAGGACUCGAACUAUCAGGGCAAGCAAUUAUACCGAGGUGGGAGUAGGAACAGAUGGUCAAAAUAAGAUGCUCACAAAAUCAUGGCUUACUGCUACUACUUCUCAGAUCAAACUUUCCCUGGCGAACGUCGUGAAAUUACGCACACACAAGGCUAGUAGUGUCCGUAUUUCAUUGAAUAAAUUUUGCAUCGUCCUCCUAGAUGAAUGUCAUGAUACGUUGGCUGAUUCGACUUCCAUUCUUGUGGAAACUUGUUUAUCGUUACUGAAUACAGGAGAUACUUUUGACAUAGGCAGAACAUCUAUUGUAGAUCUGGCCACCAUACAUUCAAACAUUGGGGAGUCGAUCAAAAGAACAUUUUAUCACUGGGUGGACAGCUUACCACGAGUGAUGCAAAUGAAUGAUGAGACUGCCAAGGUAUCCGCGCUACAACAACUUUCCGCAUCAUAUGCAUUAUUGAGUACAUUGAACUUGGGCUCUUCAGUGCUUGACGAAGCACUUUCCAAAUCGCUACGGGACAGUCUUUCUAGUGUAAUCGAGACCUCUUCACUGCCUAGGAUGAUGCAAGAAGCUUCCCCAGACCCUAAUAGUAGGACUCUAAUAGCCCUAUCAGGAGAAAUGAUGCCAUCCAGGGAUUUUGCACCCAUAUUGAUGCCCGAGGAAAGCCAGAAAUCUACCAGAACCGCAAUGGCAACAUUUCUUAGGUCUUUGAGUGAAUUGCAAUCACGAACGGAUAUGGCCACUGAGAUGCUCGAGUAUGCUCGGCAAGCAUCUGGACCAAGCCUACUGGCUGCUUACUGGAUCUCGUCUCAACUGGUACAAUUAGCUGCUUCCAAGAAUGAGGAAUUGGAUGAAUUCUUAGAGUCCACACUUCUUGCUUCUGAUGACUAUCAAGCCACAAACCAGGAUCUUUAUUCCUACUCCCUAUCAGUUUUAUCUAACGAAGACAACAGUUUGGAUUGGCGAGUAAAAGGUGUCGCGCUGGAGGUUGUAUCUAAUUGGGCUAAGUGCCUCAAGGAAGGCUUUCGAGUAGAGCUCGUGGAUGUACUAUAUCCUGUAUCACAGCUUUUGGGCUCGCCCAGCGUUGAAUUGAGAGAGCGCGCCACUGUUUGUCUCAAUGUGCUCGCAAAGGCCUGCGGGUACCCGAGCACUAGGGAACUUAUUGUGGAGAAUGUUGAUUAUCUGGUGAACGCAAUUUCAUUGAGGCUGAAUACAUUUGACCUAUCGCCCCAAGCCCCGCAGGUGCUAAUAAUGAUGAUUCGACUGACGGGGCCGUCCUUACUUCUAUAUCUUGAUGAUGUGGUAUCUUCCAUAUUUGCCGCCUUAGACAACUUCCAUGGCUACCAGGGAUUGGUUGAGGGUCUAUUUGCUGUACUGGGAGAGAUUGUAGAGGCUGGCGCACAACCCCGCCAAUUGCAACUAGCUGAUGUACCGCGGGUUGGUGCUAGCGAAGCUAGGCCUCCCGUCAUCACACUUGAUAGUAUUGUUCAGGCAAUUGAAAAGCAGCAGCAAAGAUUCAAAGCCGAAGAAAAUAUCGGACAUGAUGACUUCCCACGAGAGCCAUGGAAAAGCGCUUCUGCACUAUUGGACGAGACCGGUGAGAGUGUCGAACACAGCGAGAAUGGAAAUAAUGAGGCAGCAGAGAUACAAAAGAUACCGGUAACAAAAACCUACUCCAUGCUCCAGAGCAUUAUCCGACUCUGCCAGCAUUACCUCACAAAUCCAUCCCCAACAUUACGUACACGAUUACUAGGUUUAAUCAGCACAUCCUCGACUGCAUUACAAAGCGACGAGGAAAGAUUUCUGCCACUUGUUAACGAUAUAUGGCCUGUAGUUAUAGACCGACUAUAUGAUAAGGAAACACAUGUUGCCAUCGCAGCCGCAGACUCUAUUGCCGCCAUCUGUAGAUGUGCUGGCAGUUUUCUUACCACGAGACUCGCUGUGCAAUGGCCCCGCCUAAUGAGCUUGGCCAGGCAGACCAAAGCUGAUAUGAUGGCGGAGAAGUCUGGGUCCGGUAGUCGUGGGAUAUACUCUCAGGCCGCGCAGAUGUGGGAGAGUAUGGUGAAGCUCUUGACGGCUUUAGUGGAAUGCACGGAUAUAAGUGAUGAAGCAUUCGAUGAUGUUCUAAAUAUUUUGGCAAGCAUCAUAGCAGAAAGAAGGGAUGUUCGCGAAGCAUUGUCCGCCGUGAAUGCCGAUGCUGUUUGGUUGGUAUUGCAGGCUGGUGUUCGUCAUGAAAUGAAAACACUCCCACUUGACCGCUACCAAUUCCAGUCUCCUGGCCCUUCCAUAGUAGUGUAA